AUGGCAAAUACCGGACUUCCCUUUCAAGUCCCAAUGCUCACUAAGAGCAACUAUGACAAUUGGAGCUUAAGGAUGAAGGGCCACACCGAGCCAGAGAAUGUAGAAAGUCUUUCCCAAGCUCAAAAAGAUAGCUUGAGAGACUUAAGGAAGAGAGACAAGAAAGCUCUUUGUCUAAUCUAUCAAGGAUUAAAUGAAGAUACUUUUGAGAAGAUUUCUGGAGUCAAGUCAGCCAAGGAAGCAUGGGAGAAGCUUAAGAUCUCUUACAAGGGAACAAAUCAAGUCAAAAGGGUACGUCUUCAAACUUUGAGAGGAGAGUUUGAAGCUUUGCAUAUGAAGGAAGGUGAACUAGUCUCCGAUUACUUUUCAAGAUUUUUAACGAUUACUAAUAACCUAAAAAGAAAUGGUGAGAAGCUAGAUGAUGUAAGAAUUAUGGAGAAAAUUCUUAGAUCACUAGAUCCAAAGUUUGAACAUAUUGUCACAAUUAUCGAAGAAACAAAAGACUUGGAGGCGAUGAAAAUAGAGCAGCUUCUUGGUUCAUUGCAAGCUUAUGAAGAAAAGAAAAAGAAGAAGGAAGAGAUUGUGGAGCAAGUCUUCAAGGUACACAUUGAUUCAAGAAAAGAAGAAAAUGCACACAACCAACCAAGGCGGAGUUUUAGUCAAGAACAAGGACGAGGGCGUGCAUAUGGACGUGGACAAGGACGAAAGCCUAACAACAAUAACCAAAGAGGAGAAAACUCUAACAGAGGUCGUGGGAGAAGAAAUCUGAAUUCAAGAGCCCCUAACAAAAGUAAAGUCGAAGAGAAAGUCAAUUAUGCUGAAGAAAGGUGUCAAGAAGAUGGCAUCUUGUUAUUGGCUUACAAGGGCCAAGAUAAAGGCGAGGAUAAUCAGUGGUACCUUGACAGUGGAACAAGUAACCAUAUGUGUGGGAAAAGAAGCAUGUUCGUAGAGCUUGACGAAUCAGUAAAGGGAAACGUGGCUUUUGGAGAUGAAUCAAAGGUGGCGGUGAAAGGAAAAGUGAUGGCCUACAAUGUCUCAAGAUGUGCUACAAAGACCAAUCAUGGCUUUGGCAUCUUCGAUUUGGCCAUCUUAAGUUUAAAGGAUUAG
This is a messenger RNA of Vigna radiata var. radiata (mung bean), 1104 nucleotides long. RefSeq lists its product as uncharacterized. The record is from RefSeq and is a predicted model, not a curated record. Bases 1 to 1104 code for a protein of 367 amino acids. The transcript is spliced from 4 exons. Lineage: Eukaryota; Viridiplantae; Streptophyta; Magnoliopsida; Fabales; Fabaceae.